Messenger RNA from Chenopodium quinoa (quinoa), 3052 nucleotides. Its product is annotated as flowering time control protein FCA-like. Gene Ontology annotation, cellular component: cytoplasm; nucleus; ribonucleoprotein complex. The transcript is spliced from 19 exons. NCBI's taxonomy places the organism in Eukaryota, Viridiplantae, Streptophyta, Magnoliopsida, Caryophyllales, Amaranthaceae. Gene Ontology annotation, molecular function: protein binding; mRNA binding. The record is from RefSeq and is a predicted model, not a curated record. The coding region runs from base 205 to 2586 and encodes 793 amino acids.
UUUUUUUGACAAAAAGUACUACAAUUAGAUCGAACACAAGAAGUACAAUUAGUCGGGCACUCUAAUCACAUCAGGCCAUCAAUCGCACAUAUUCACCCUUGGCAACACACACUCUUCCUCUUCCGCACCUCCUCUCUCUAUUUCUCCGGCGAACCAACCUUCUUAGGGUUAGGGUUUGGGUUUCGAUUCUCCGACCACUCUCCAAUGAUGGAAAGGCACAGAGGUGACCGUGAUCGUGACCGCGACCGCGACCGAGAUUAUCGUGACCGUGACCGCAAUUUCCACCACCAACAACGCCGCCCUUCUCGGUUUUCCGAUGGUCCUCCGGUGGACCACAGCCGUAGUCCUGGAAAUUACCGCGGCGGCUUCUCUGGUAGCCGCCGCGGGUUCGAAAGCCCUCCUCGGCAAUUACCCCCUGUUAGCGAUAACGGAGGUUUUCAUCAUCCUCCCGUUGGUGGGUUUUGGCGUUUGGGCGGGGAUGUCGGAGCUCCUGAAGCUGGUUUUGGGAAUGAAUUACCGGUUCCGCCUCGGCCGAUGCCGAUGCCGCAACAACCUACUCCUUCUAUUGCUGGGCAGAAACGUGGCUUCCCUUUCUCCGGUCGUGGUGCUUCUCCAGAGCAUUUUGAUGGGAAAAAUUUUGUUAAGCUUUUUGUGGGCUCUGUACCCAGAACUGUGACAGAAGAAGAGAUCCGACCAUUGUUUGAAGAACAAGGAAAGGUGUUGGAGGUUGCCUUGAUAAAAGACAAGAGAACUGGGCAGCAACAAGGGUGUUGUUUUAUCAAAUAUGGUACUUCUGAAGAAGCAGACAGGGCAAUUAGAGCACUACAUAACCAAUAUACUUUGCCUGGGGGACUUGCUCCUAUACAAGUUAGAUAUGCUGACGGUGAACGUGAACGUCUUGGUAAUGGCACAGUUGAGUACAAGUUGUUUGUGGGUUCACUGAACAAGCUUGCUACAGAGAAGGAAGUGGAGGAGAUUUUUGCACCAUAUGGUCGUAUUGAAGAUGUAUACCUCAUGCGUGAUGAAAGGAAGCAGAGUAGAGGCUGUGGAUUUGUCAAGUUUUCCAGUAAGGAUUCGGCAAUGGCAGCUAUCAACACUCUGAAUGGAAUAUUUACAAUGAGAGGUUGUGAUCAACCUCUGAUUGUUCGGUUUGCUGAUCCAAAGAGGCCUAGGGCUGGAGAACCAAGGGCUAAUCCUGCUUUUGGAAGUCCAGGUUUCGGUCCUUCCCCACCACAAGGAAUCCGGCCAGCCUCAGGUAUCAAUAUUCCUGUUCCUAUGGGUGGUCGGGGACCACCAAAUGCAUGGCAGCCUAUGAGCCCGCAAAAUCUAGGCCCAUCUCCAAGCGUUGGUGUCCAUGGGUUUGGCAAUCAGUUUCCUCCUAGGUCUGGUGACACAGCAAUUUCUGCGACUCCUGGUUCUCAUUUUGGUCCUGGAGGCAGGCUCACAGAAGCUUCCAUUGGAGGAACUGUUCCUGCUGCUUCAACAUCUCCACAGAAUUUCAAGCAAUCUUUUUCACAAGUGCCUCCAAGUGGCCAGCAAAUAUCACCUUUGCAGAAGCCCCUUGAGUCACCUCAGCACAUCCCGACUCCCUUACAACUACGUCAAGGUGCAGGAACAUAUAAUCAGGCACCUGUUUCUCAAGCUUCUGUGAGGCCCCAUUAUCCCCAAGCUGGUGUUCAAGCCCCAUACAGCCAACCAUAUCCAUUGCAACAGCUUCAUGGUUCAACUGGCAGUAUGCCUACUCAGUUUCAAGCGCAGCAGAGUGCCACAACACCUAUGACCAUACAACCCCGACCUAAUGCUGCAUCUACAAACACAAAUUCACAGCUGCCUACUUCAACACCACAGCAACCGCUUCCUUAUCAACAAUCUCCAUCUCAGAUAACACAGAUGUUAUCACAACAGCGACAGAAUCUGCAAGCUAGCUUUCAGUCAUCUCAGCUGGCAUUCUCUCAACUUCAACAACAGGUUCAAAUGAUGCAACCAUCAAUGCAUAACCAACCAGUACAGCAGAAUUUUCAGGCUUCCAGGCAGCAGUCACAAUGGGCUGGUGCCACACCAACAACAGCUUCCAGUACACCUGCUGUCCCACCACCCUCUGACACACCUUCCACAUCUUCUACACCUGUUGCAAGUGCUGCUGCUAGACCAGCUCCAGUUAAAUGUAACUGGACAGAGCAUACCUCUCCUGAUGGGUACAAAUAUUAUUAUAACAGUAUAACUGGUGAAAGCAGGUGGGUGAAACCCGAGGAAUUGGCGUUAUAUGAGCAGCAACAGCAGAAGCCAACUGCUCUACCACCAUCUAACCAGCCAAGCCUGCUUCCAAAUCAGCAGGCAACUCAGUCACAACCACCGCAGUUUCAGACACAAUUUCGCAACACUGAGCAGUUACAGAAUCCGCCUUUGUCAUCAAUGUACCAGGCUCCGCGAGGUAUGGGCAACGUUAUGGCUCAGGAGGCUUCUUAUCCACAAUUACAGGCACCUGCUAAUUUAGCCAAUGCUCGCUUCCAACAAGGCCCACAGGCUGCACAGGAAUGGAAUUGGAAGAGCAACUCUGGUGGUCAGUCAAAGAACCUGAAUUCAUAAUCCAGCUCUGCAUCUGAGUGAUGGUCUAGUUAAGGAUUGGGUCAAUGGAAUCCAUGACGUUUUGGAGCCAAUGUAUCAUCAGUUACAAAUACCUGGGCGCUGUGUAUGUAAUGUAAAUGUUGGGUAUUUUGCUCUCGUCCUGAUAAUUUUAUCAGCCUAAGUUAGUUUACUGUCUACAGUAGGUCUCCUGAUCGCAGCAUUGUUAUUGCUUCUAUUAUUGAGGCAUUCUAGGUGGAGCUUUAAUAGUGUAGUAUGUAGUAACUUAUUCAUCCCCGCUAUCAUUUUGGUAACUGACUAGAGUCAUGAGAGUAGGUGCUCUAAUCCCAACUUGGAGUGGGAAGUUGCCAAAGUAAUAGCAUAGAUAUGUACCAUAUAUUUAUUGAUAAUCACUCAUACCAUGGAAAAUAAAGAAAAAUGAUAGUGUUACACCAAUCUUUCAAUAACAUCAUCAUUAUAUUAUAAACUA